AUGUCUUUCACCAACACACCCGUGUCCCGGCUUGGUGUGGUCGGUCUUGUGGCCGGCUCCAUCCUAGCCAGUGUCCUCGACGUCAAGCACUACUUCUACAUCCUAAUUGAUACUCACAUAUGGCGCUAUCGGCAAUUAUGGAGGCUCUUGGCCUACCAGCUGUGUUAUGUUAACUCAACCGAGGUCCUCUUUGCCGCCAUGUCCUUGUAUAACCUCAGAAUCGUCGAGCGCAUGUGGGGUUCUCGCAAGUUCGUUUCUUUCUUAACUGUCACUUAUCUGAUCACGUCCAUCAUCCCACCAAUCGUCUCGGUCGUGUUGCGACCUCUUACCGCCGGAUAUCUAAACUAUAUUCCAGCCGGCCCUACUCCCAUCAUUUUCGCUAUCCUAGCUCAGUAUCAUGCGAUGGUUCCGCACAUGUACAAAUAUCGAGUCGCGACGUCCGAGGCACCACCGACAGACCGGCCAUUCGUGGGACUUACAUUCUCUGACAAGUCCUACAAAUACGCAAUUGCUCUACACCUUGCACUAUUACAAUGGCCAGGUUCGGUUCUAGGUGCAAUCAUCGGCUGGGUCGUAGGAUAUUCGUGGCGGGAAGGCCUUCUUCCGGCUGUCCUCGUGCGCUGGCGCGUGCCAGGCUGGGUUGUGGGCCUUAGCUCGCAGAGGCGGAGCGCCGAGUUUGAAGGCCUUCGACGUCGUCUUGAAGAUGAGAACUCAACAUCAGCGGCAGCAACAGGCGCUCAGGGUUCAGCGGACGGCCAGGCAGAACGGCGGAGAACCAUGGGUCAGCAGAUCAUGGAUCAAGUUCGGGAAGUCCUUUAA
This is a messenger RNA of Fusarium coffeatum, 819 nucleotides long. RefSeq lists its product as uncharacterized. Gene Ontology annotation, cellular component: membrane. The transcript is spliced from 2 exons. The record is from RefSeq and is a predicted model, not a curated record. Bases 1 to 819 code for a protein of 272 amino acids. Gene Ontology annotation, molecular function: serine-type endopeptidase activity. NCBI's taxonomy places the organism in Eukaryota, Fungi, Ascomycota, Sordariomycetes, Hypocreales, Nectriaceae.